Melampsora larici-populina 98AG31 is the source of this 1500-nucleotide messenger RNA. RefSeq lists its product as uncharacterized. The coding region runs from base 1 to 1500 and encodes 499 amino acids. NCBI's taxonomy places the organism in Eukaryota, Fungi, Basidiomycota, Pucciniomycetes, Pucciniales, Melampsoraceae. The record is from RefSeq and is a predicted model, not a curated record. The transcript has 6 exons.
AUGUCCGAUACGGACUCUACCCAAGAAUCCACCUCAGUCACACCUUAUCGCCAAACAGACUCUCAUGGUAUCUGCGACUACGAAUUCCACCCUACGGCAACUUUAGAUGCACCACUUAAGAAAUUCACCUCCCAACCACAGCGGUUACCCAACCUUGUAUCAGAAGAGCCAGACACAAAUUUAGAAGUACAGAAGGUCUAUGCCUUCUUGGAUCAAGUAGGGAUACCUGCGGACGGAUUCACCGAAGGAUGGGAUUGUACAGAAGAUAGCAAACGGAUCUCAGCCCAGUUCGUGGGCUAUCAAAACCAACGAUCGAAGGACCAACAAAGCACAGAUGUCUCCGAACCUCAACUACACGUAUUGCGAGACGCAGAUCGAUAUGGUUUCUUCAGUCGCUCCAAACCAAAAGCCCUCGUACAAUUACAGUCUGCUUCGUUUUUCCCUUCUACUUCUGCUUUUACUUACUCUUCCUCACCCGAUCCAAUGACCCCAGAAACAAGAGAAGAGCCAGAAGUGGACAAUCAAAUCGAAUCAAGGAGGAUCUCAAAAUGGAGUGCAAUGCUUGAAGGCGAUGUACGAGAUGGAGGAUCAAAUAUUCUUUCUUUCAGACUGUCAAAUUAUUGGAAUUCACACAGGGAAAAGUUCAUAAAACGUUGUUAUAAAGGUAUCCCAGAUCGUUGGAGAAGAGGUGGUUGGGAUUUGUUGAUCAGAGAGUUUGGAGACAAAAUUGGUUGGGAUAAGGGACAAAGUGCCGACAGACUAUAUGAGAGGUAUGCUGAGGCUUCGAUGAUUUCCAGUGACCAUGAUGUUCAAAUUGAUUUGGAUGUACGACGAACUGUCGAUGGGCAUAUCUUUUGCUAUACACCUUAUGGUCAAGAUCAACGGGCUUUAUUCCAAGUACUUCAUGCUUUCGCAUCGUACUGCGAAACCUGUGGAUAUUGUCGAGAAAUGGGACCGAUUGCAGCAACGCUAUUGAACUAUUUUGAUGUCGAGAUGGCGUAUCUAUGUAUGGUCAGAUUACAUGAUUGGUACAAUUUUCACGAAAUCUUUGCUGCUGGAUUUCCUGGGCUAGCAGAAUCUUUUUACAUCCAGGAAAGAUUGAUUGAAUAUCUCUUGCCAGACGUUUAUCAGACUUUUGUCCAACAAAAGAUCAAAUCUUCGUCAUACGCUACUAAAUGGUAUCUGACGCUUUUCACCGGAACUGUUCCUUUCCAAGCUCAACUGAGACUGUGGGACGUUUUCUUUCUGCGUGGAAUGGACGUCUUGAUCUUGGCAUCAGUCUCAAUAAUCUAUGCUCUCCGGAAUGAGAUAGGUCCUGGUAAUACCCGAGAAACGAUACAGACCAAAUUAAGCUUCGGGUUUGGAUUAGAGUCUAAAUCUAUAUCACUAUGGAUUAGAUCCAUUAGGAAAUUGGCGGAAAGAAAAGAUGUUAGAAAAUUGGUCAAAGCUUCGAGACUCGAAUGGAAUGCUGGAACAGAUAGAAAAUCUUUGAAGAGAUAA